Molecule: messenger RNA, 969 nt
Organism: Anthostomella pinea
Lineage: Eukaryota; Fungi; Ascomycota; Sordariomycetes; Xylariales; Xylariaceae
Source: the annotation of a GenBank genome assembly
AUGUCUAACUACGACAAUGACAACUCUGGCUACGGCCAAAGUGGCAACUCGUCCCGCAACCAGGGCUUCGGCUCCAGCGGAGGCAACGACGACAGCAGCUACGGUAACUCCGGUCGCUCAGACAACGCCUUCGGGUCCAGUGGCCAGGGCAACGACAACACCUACGGCUCCAGCGGAGCAGGGGGCCUCGGUUCAAGCCGCGACAACGACAACUCGUUCGGUUCCUCCGGCCGUGACAAUACCGAUACCUUCGGCAGCAGUGGCGUCAGCAGCGGUGGCCUUGGUGGUAGCGGACGUGGAAACAACGAUGACAGCUUCGGCUCGUCAGGUAACACCCGCAGCGGCGGUGGUUCAGACGCAUAUGCGUCAGGGGCCCUUGGCGGCUCCGGCACUGGAUCCCGCAACCAGGAUUCCGGGUUCGGGUCCAGUGGCAACGAUACCUACGGCUCCUCGACAACGGGCGGCCUCGGUUCUUCUGGCAAUGACACAUACGGCUCCUCCACAACGGGAGGCAUCGGUUCUUCCGGCAAUGACACCUACGGCUCCUCCACAUCGGGUGGCAUCGGUUCUUCCGGUCUAGGCAGUGGCCGCGACAACGACUCAUAUGGCUCCUCGGGUGUUGGUGGCCUCGGCACCUCAGGCAGAGGUGAUGACUCGGGCAGGGACUACGCUCCAGCUGGCGUCCCGGGCGACCAAGACUCGUCCAACUACGGCGACGUUGAGGGAUUCGGUUCCAGGAAGGGUGGUGCAUCCGACGUCCUAGGACCGGCCGGUUCGCGUGGCAAUGACGACUCGUCAUAUGGAUCCUCUGGUAGAGACAACCAGAAUAGCUCCUCGGGCAAGGGCGGCGACUCCACUGCUGGCAAGCUGAUGGAGAAGGCGGGAAGCAUGUUCCACAACGAGAAGAUUGAGAACAAGGGUCGGGAGAAGCGCGAGGGUGCAGGGUUUGGCGAUGAUAACAACUACUAG